AUGUCUUCCGACGGAACUCAAGGCCCUGUCAUCAUAGAAGGCAUCAAGGCCCCAUACGAAGGCAAUGAGCCACCCAUGCGGCUGGAACUGCGUGACAUGAUCAAAGACUAUCCCGAUCAAUGGAAUCUGUAUCUUCUAGCACUGGAGCGGUUCCAAGCUGUCCCCGAGGAUCAGCCGCUUUCUUAUUUCCAGAUUGCUGGUACGUCAGAGACUCCCUUCCCACGCACGUCGGGUCUCAAAAAGGCUCACAAUGAGCUCUACAAGCAUGCCGAAUACAUCGCCAAAGAGUUUGAGAAGGAGGGGAAGACGCAGUAUGUCAAGGCCCUCAAGACCUUCCGGAUGCCAUACUGGGAUUGGGCGCGGCCUGAGCUUCCCUUGUUUCCGAAAGAGGCGCUCUCCGGGGAGCCACAGAAGGUGGAGAGACCCAAGAGCCAGAAGGGAAACACGGAAAAGUUCCCUGCCGAGAUCAAACCCCUAGCCAGAUACAUGUUUGGGGAGUAUUCCAAGGCUCAUCAUAAGGACGAUAGGUUUAAAGGAGUCAUCAAGGAUGGCGUCAAACUUGAAGAAGCGAGAACCGUGCGGACCUUUGGUAAUAUCAACGACAAAGUAGCUAGGGACGCAGCCAUCAGGCAAUUUACCGAACCGGCACGAGGAGUCAAGGGGAUGAACAUUUCUGAGCGAAUCCUGUUUCUUCUUCAGGGCUAUGAAGACUUUGGAGCCGUGUCAAACAACGGCGAGUUCGGUUCUCCUAAGAGUCAAUUCGGCAAUUGGGGUAGCAUCGAGGAUGUUCACAAUGCUGUUCACGACUACAUUGGAGGGGAUUACAUGGGUGAGGCGGCGUGGUCUGCUUUUGACCCCAUCUUUUGGCUUCACCAUACCAAUAUCGAUCGUCUCUUCGCCAUCUGGCAAGUAUGCAACCCUAAACAAUAUGUCACGCCGCAAGAGUCUCUAGAGAACACCGUGGUUCGGGCAAAAGGGUCGCCAGAGCAUGCGGAUAGCCCUUUGACCCCAUUCGCGCGCUCAGUUGCCGCGGACGGUACGCAGGAGUUCUGGACGUCAGCUCAAGUGAGAGACACAAAAGUCUUUGGCUACAUCUACCCGGAGACUCAGAGCGUUUUCAACACCAAGAAGCUCAUCAUGAACGAGGUCGACCGGCUGUACCUGAAGCGGGCCUCCUUUGCCAACAUUCUACGAAGUCAGCCGCGUGACGUCGAGACGUUGCAAAAGCUCCAGGAACGCGCAAAGGUGCAUCUCAAGUCUGCCAGCGGCGGUGAACCUGAGCUCCCACCGGGCCGUGAUAUCCAGAACCUGGCAGUCGGGGGCAAGUACCUCGAAUGGCUCGUCAACAUCAGGGCUGAGAAGGCCGAGCUGAACGGCAACUACAUUGUCAACAUCUUCCUCGGCGAUCCUGACAGCGGCACACUUCCUCUCUUGUACGUGAAGGACCAUGCCCAUGUCGGGUCAUUCGCCACAUUCGGCCAGGACGAAAACAGCGCAUGUGAAAACUGCCAGAAAGGGCGCGCGGAGAGGCAGAAGAUCACCGGUCAAAUUCCCCUGACUAUUGCCCUGGUUGAGCGGUACUUGGCUGGUCAAGUCGACAGUCUCAAACAUGAGGACGUGGUUAAAUACCUCAAGGCGAACCUUCGAUGGAAAAUCACACUUCUCAACGGGGACCUGAAGUCUCCUGAAGAGAUAAACAACCUCCUCGUCUGUGUUGUGUCCAACGAGGUCACUUUCGAAGCCAACAAGCCAGAGGAGAUUCCGGUGUACUCGGACGUGGUUACUUCUUACCCGGAAAUCACCCACCAAAUUCCUGAAACUUUCGGCACUGGGUACGAUGGCAGCAACUUCUAG
Molecule: messenger RNA, 1854 nt
Organism: Colletotrichum abscissum
Lineage: Eukaryota; Fungi; Ascomycota; Sordariomycetes; Glomerellales; Glomerellaceae
Exons: 4
Coding region: 1-1854 (617 amino acids)
Molecular function (GO): oxidoreductase activity
Source: RefSeq, a predicted model, not a curated record